AUUGGGAAACAAAACGAUUUGAUGGAAACUGACAAGUGUAAUGCCAGUCCAACUAUCAUUCAAAGUACUCAGUCUAAAAAGACGCAAAACUUCUGACUCGGAGUUGAAUCAGAUGCAACCUUUGAGUUGCGAAGAAACUUCAAAUAUCAAGUCCUCUACAAACGUUUUCAACUUUGAGGUUUCCAACUUUCUAAGAGAAGCUAUUUUUAAGUGUAUAACUGGUAGAAACUCUCUACUGGAAGCAGCAAACUUUGAAUAUAGAACUGUUCCAAGUUUUAUUCAACUUCUUGAUAAGCUCGAUGAUAGCUGUAGGGGUUGGUUGUUAGAAGAUUGCAAGUUUGUCAACCUUAACCUCCCUUGGACACGUUCAAGUCUACUUGGUCACCUUGAAGUAUUUUUUACGGAAUAUCCAAAGUUGUUUGAGCAUGUUGUGAUAUGUCGCUCAGAGACAAAGCUUUCUCAACUUUGUGAAGCUUUGAAGAGUUUUUUGAAAACAGUGCCAACAUUAUCUGCUAAAAGACUACUUUUCCUUCAAGUUGAUGAUAAGGAUAGUUCUUCUAUACUUGAGUUGUUAUCUAUUCUUUUUCAAAAAGGAUAUGGUUCAUCAUUUCUUUAUAUAGACUUGGAUAUGUUUGACUUAUCGAAGAGUUGGACUGUACUAGUCACUUGUCUUCAGUUGAUUUCACGAGUUGAGUUUUUUGCGAUGAAUAGCAACAAAAUUUCCAAUGAGCAACUAUUGAUACUUUUGAGAAUACUACACAAGGCCUUUCUUGGUUCUAUUCAUGCUUCUUUAUGUGAUCAAUGGAGAAUACCUCAUUUUUUUUAUAUUUUAGAAUUCUGUCAAACGAAACAAAUAUCAUUGAAAGCAAGUUUUGAUUUUCUGAGUUUGCAAUUAUUUCGUAUUAGCUUUGAUGCUUUUGAGCCUUUUUGGACGACAAGUGAAGUUGAGAUGAAUCUUUCGUUGAAAUCUAUUAGUUCAGAAGGAGCGCAAUAUUUAAGUGAAGCAUUGAAAGUCAACAAUACAUUGACUGAAUUGGAUAUUCGUAAAGGAGUGCAAUAUUUAAGUGAAGCAUUGAAAGUCAACAAUACAUUGACUAAAUUGAAUAUUGGUGAUAAUAACAUUGAGUCAGAAGGAGCGCAAUAUUUAAGUGAAGCAUUGAAAGUCAACAAUACAUUGACUAAAUUGGAUAUUCGUAGUAAUAAGAUUGCGUUAGAAGGAGUGCAAUAUUUANAAAGGAGUGCAAUAUUUAACUUUGAAGCUAUUGAGAAAGUCAACAAUACAUUGACUAAAUUGAAUAUUCGUUAUAAUAACAUUGCUUCAGAAGGAGCGCAAUAUUUAAGUGAAGCAUUGAAAGUCAACAAUACAUUGACUAAAUUGAAUAUUCGUAGUAAUAACAUUGCGUCAGAAGGAGCGCAAUAUUUAAGUGAAGCAUUGAAAGUCAACAAUACAUUGACUGAAUUGGAUAUCAAUAACAAUAACAAUGCUCGAAUCAAGACAUUGACUAAAUUGAAUAUUGGUUAUAAUAACGUUGAUUCAGAAGGAGCGCAAUAUUUAAGUGAAGCAUUGAAAGUCAACAAUACAUUGACUAAAUUGGAUAUUCGUAGUAAUAAGAUUGAGUCAGAAGGAGCGCAAUAUUUAAGUGAAGCAUUGAAAGUCAACAAUACACUGACUAAAUUAGAUAUUAGUUAUAAUAACAUUGAUUCAGAAGGAGCGCAAUAUUUAAGUGAAGCAUUGAAAGUCAACAAUACAUUGACUAAAUUGGAUAUUGGUUAUAAUAACAUUGCGUCAGAAGGAGUGCAAUAUUUAAGUGAAGCAUUGAAAGUCAACAAUACAUUGACUAAAUUGAAUAUUCGUCGUAAUAACAUUGAUUCAGAAGGAGCGCAAUAUUUAAGUGAAGCAUUGAAAGUCAACAAUACAUUGACUAAAUUGAAUAUUAGUGGCAAUGCAAUUCCGUCAGAAGAUAUACGAGCAAAAAUUCACCCAUAUUUAAAGCGUAAUCAAGAGCGAUUGGCAAAGAACAAAACUUCUUUUCAUGCUUGUAAUAUCGAUGUAUCUUCUACUCAACUAGCUUUGAAAAACCAAGUGUCAACGCAACAACAAACCAACUCGAUGGAAUUUUUUAUUAGCUUAGACCAAACUUAUUUACGAUACAAGAAUACGGUUUGGAAUGAAAGUACAUUGUUGUUUAUCAUAUAUAUGCAACAUCGAAGACUUGAAUUAUUUGACUCAGGUUUUCAGGCAAUGAUUUAUCCACCAUAUGAAAUGAUGACUUAUUUCGUAAUGGAUGCUUCAAACCAAAUGGAUAUUCGAAAGCUGCCCGAGUACUUUGAAACGGAUGAUUUUAUUUGUUCUAUUUGUUGCUUUAUCUGCAAUCAUCCUUUUUGUUCGGAGAACUGUAGCCAUGUCUUUUGCCAAGGUUGCAUUGAAAGUUGGAACAAAACAACUUGUCCAACAUGUCAAACAGUUUGUACGAAUUGGAAAUAUUCACCCCUUGCAGAGAAUUUUAUUUUAAAAUUACGUUUGCGUUGUCCUCUUGAAUGUGGUUGGCAUGGAACCUUAAUGGAUUAUGAAAAGAAUCACAAAACAAUUUGUCCAAAUGAGAUGGGUAAAUGCAGCUCAUGUGACUUGACAAUGAAGCGAUCUCAAUUUGUCGAUUCUCAUAAUAGAAAGUGUGCUUAUCAACUUGUUUCAUGUGAUUAUUGUUAUUGUGACAUUCCAUCGUCGUUGCUUGCUGCUCAUAUUGCUCAUGAAUGUGCAUCAGCUCCCAUUGUUUGUAGUGCUUGUAAAGGUUUCUUUCUGACAUGGCAUUCUUGGAAGCUUCAUAUUGAGAAAGAAUGCGAGAGAGUAUCGGAACGAUGUGACUAUUAUGAUUAUGGUUGUACAGAAUACUUGGAGCGAGGUCAUUUGAAGAAACAUGAAACUGAAGCAAUAGCUUAUCAUCUUUGUUUGUUAAAAGAUGCUCUUCAAAAGACUCGACAAGAAGUCCGUUGCCAAAGUCUAUUUUAAACUUUUUGGAAUUGUGAGUUUUUAUAAAAACUGGUGUUUUUUC
Messenger RNA from Galdieria sulphuraria, 3050 nucleotides. RefSeq names its product FBox-LRR protein. The coding region runs from base 41 to 3007 and encodes 988 amino acids. The record is from RefSeq and is a predicted model, not a curated record. Lineage: Eukaryota; Rhodophyta; Bangiophyceae; Galdieriales; Galdieriaceae. The transcript has 4 exons. Gene Ontology annotation, molecular function: zinc ion binding; protein binding.